Lycium barbarum (goji berry) is the source of this 1227-nucleotide messenger RNA. RefSeq lists its product as uncharacterized. NCBI's taxonomy places the organism in Eukaryota, Viridiplantae, Streptophyta, Magnoliopsida, Solanales, Solanaceae. The transcript has 8 exons. The record is from RefSeq and is a predicted model, not a curated record. Bases 1 to 1227 code for a protein of 408 amino acids.
AUGAUAGUUGCUGGUGUUAAGCGUCCCAACCAAAUACACCUUGGUAUAAAAAACUCUCUCCAGUCUAUUUUAACUGAUUUUGUUUGGCUAUUAAUAAGAUCAAGAAGAAAGAUUCAAUUGAUACUUCGGAAAAAAAAGAAGGUUCGUGGGCCCACAUUACUAAAAGAAAUUUGGAAGUUGCCUCCAGGGAAUACAAUCGCUGUGCAGUUCAAUAGUCGUAACCAAGCCAUUAAGAAAGAUGGUCGCAAGCUUGAAAGCUUUCUAGGAUUUGUUGCUAGAACUCCAGAACUAACGCCGUUACAUAUACAUGAUUGGAGAAGCUUUGACAAAGACGAAAAGAAGAAAUUGGUAGAGUUUGUGAGAAAGAAGUUUUCUAUACCAACCCAUGGAGAAGAGUUUGUCAUAAAGUCAAUAGGAAAGAAAUGGAAAGAUUACAAAUGUGAUUUAAAAAGUGUUUAUCUGACAAAAUUUAAGACCAAAGAUGUGUUGUUGAAGAAUAAACCGAAUCGUAUACCAAGGGAUCAGUGGACUGGUCUAGUUUCCUAUUGGGUUUCAGAAAAAGCUAAGAGGCGCAGCCAAACAAACAUAAACAAUAGGGCGAAGCAAAAGAUGCCACACACAGGAGGAUCAAAAAGUAUUGCCACCUUGAUGGAUGAGAAGGACAUGAUCAAUGAAAAGUUGUGUAAUAGUGAGGGAUCAAAUGAGCAACCUCCUCGCUCUGUUGCUUGGGAAGGGGAUGUGUAUUGCCAAGUGUUGGGAAAUGAAAAAACUGGUUAUGUUCGUGGUUUAGGACUAGGUCCAACUCCUUCUGUACUAUGGGGUAGUAGAUCUUUUGGAAAUAAUGUUGAAGAGGACUCAUCCAAUGAGAUUGUAAAAAGGUUAGAACAAGAGGUAACAAAGUUAAAGGACAUAAACGGAAAACAAAAUGAAGAACUGAGUUUGGUAAAACAAAAUCAAGAGAAGUUGCUAUCUGAAUUAGCAUGGCUGAGAAAAGCCAUGAGUAGAAAUGCUCCUAAUGAGUUAUCUAUACAUCAGAAUAUCAAUGGAAUUUCUGAUGACCAGGUUCCCGAUGCCAAGAGUGGCCAUGAACGGGGACAACAAUCACCACAUAUGUUGUUUAAAGGACAGAGUGUUGCUGAAAAUAUUCCAUCUUCUCACGGUAUUAUUCUUCUUGGAAGGCUUCAGGAGGUUGUGGAAGUAGUGUUUGCAUUUGGAGUUGACAAAUAG